Messenger RNA from Microthlaspi erraticum, 696 nucleotides. Lineage: Eukaryota; Viridiplantae; Streptophyta; Magnoliopsida; Brassicales; Brassicaceae. The record is from the annotation of a GenBank genome assembly.
AUGGCGGUUUCAAAUUCUCUAACAAUCUCUCCGAGAAAACUCCGGUCUGAUCUUUACGCAUACUCCUACCACAUCAAUUCCGAGACACCUUUGGUAAUCUCUGUUCUAUCUUCAUUGAUCAAACGAACUCUGACUCGGAACGAAAGAAUUAGCCGGAGAGCAUUACCGGCGUCGUCUUCCUCCGGCGGCGGUGGCAAAACUCAGAUCUUUGAUUGCCGUGAAAUCCCAGAUAUGACCAUCCAAACGUACCUAGAGAGGAUUUUCCGGUACACUAGAGCCGGUCCCUCAGUUUACGUGGUGGCUUAUGUCUACAUUGACCGGUUCUGUCAAACCAAUCCCGGUUUUAGAAUCAGUCUCAACAAUGUACAUCGCCUCCUAAUCACCACCAUCAUGGUUGCUUCUAAAUACGUCGAAGAUUUGAACUACAGGAAUUCAUAUUACGCAAAAGUAGGUGGAUUACAGACAGAAGAUUUAAACACAUUAGAGUUGGAGUUUCUGUUCUUGAUGGGAUUUAAGUUACAUGUGAAUGUGAGUGUGUUUGAGAGCUAUUGUUGUCAUCUUGAAAGAGAGGUGAGCUUUGGAGGAGGUUAUCAAAUCGAGAAGGCAUUACGUUGCGCCGAGGAAAUCAAAUCUAGACAAAUGAUCGUUCAAGAUCCUAAACAUCAUCAUCAUCAGUUUGCUCGAAUCUUGUUGUAG